AUGGGAAGAACUUUUAUUCAUGCUUCGAGAAUAAGGCAGACAGCACGUAAAAGAAAGCAUCAUUCCAAGUUUAAAACUCUAAUCAAUUUGUUAGAAAAUAAUGCUUACAAGAUAGAAUCAUCAAAGCCAUUACACAAUGGGAAACUUUAUAAGUACUGGAAAAAUAGACGUCAUUUGUUUUCGAAGAUAGAUACGUCGCCGAUAUACAUGACAGAUGAGCUGUGGUUCAGUGUGACGCCUGAAAGAAUUGCGUGCUUCCUAACAAAUUUUGUGAAGGCAUGCAUGCCAAAUGCUGAAAGGAUAUUAGAUGUUUUCUGUGGUGGGGGCGGUAACACCAUACAGUUUGCUAUGCAAUUCCCUUAUGUCUAUGGUGUGGACUACAGUAUUGAUCACAUAUAUUGCACUGCAAAGAAUGCGCAAAGCUAUGGUGUGGAUGAUAGAAUAUGGCUGAAACGGGGCUCCUGGAAAAAGCUAGUCUCUAAAAAUAAGCUUUCCAAAGUAAAGUACGAUUGCGUUUUUGGGUCACCACCGUGGGGUGGUCCAGAGUACUUAAAAAAUGAUGUGUAUGAUUUAGAGCAUAAUUUAAUGCCAAUGGGGAUUACUAAGUUGCUCAAAAGCUUUCUUAAACUAAGCCCUAAUGUAAUUAUGUUUCUUCCAAGGAAUUCUGACUUGAGUCAGCUUUCUCGAGCUACGAGGAAAAUACUAGGCCCAUUUGCCAAAUGUAAAGUAUUAUAUGUUAAGGAAAAUGGAUAUAUGAAAGGAAUAUUUUGCAUGUGGGGGGAAUGCUUUUUUAAUUAUGAGCCAGUAAGUGAAGAAAACAACCUGAUGGAGGUGUGUUCUGAAAACGAAGAGCACUCAAGAGAAGAAGAACAUGAAUCCACGAAAGCGAAUAGAGAUAAUGGCAUAGAUAUCUACAAAUUGGACGGUUGA
Saccharomyces mikatae IFO 1815 is the source of this 930-nucleotide messenger RNA. It is a transcript of the gene TGS1, whose product is annotated as RNA methyltransferase. The transcript has a single exon. Gene Ontology annotation, cellular component: nucleus. The record is from RefSeq and is a predicted model, not a curated record. Gene Ontology annotation, molecular function: RNA cap trimethylguanosine synthase activity. The coding region runs from base 1 to 930 and encodes 309 amino acids. Gene Ontology annotation, biological process: 7-methylguanosine RNA capping; 7-methylguanosine cap hypermethylation. NCBI's taxonomy places the organism in Eukaryota, Fungi, Ascomycota, Saccharomycetes, Saccharomycetales, Saccharomycetaceae.